Messenger RNA from Cinclus cinclus, 1500 nucleotides. RefSeq names its product transmembrane protein 108 (gene TMEM108). Gene Ontology annotation, cellular component: early endosome; postsynaptic density; axon. The record is from RefSeq and is a predicted model, not a curated record. The coding region runs from base 1 to 1500 and encodes 499 amino acids. Gene Ontology annotation, biological process: dendrite extension; postsynaptic density organization; retrograde axonal transport. Lineage: Eukaryota; Metazoa; Chordata; Aves; Passeriformes; Cinclidae. The transcript has 4 exons.
AUGGCCAUGGGGUCACCACAGCUUCUGCAGAUUUGUCUUUCCCUUCGUACUUUUGCAGAGAAGCAAACAAAGUUGGAUUCUAACUCUUCUGUCCUUCUGCAGAAUAUGGAAGGUGUUCUACUGAUCUUGGCACUGACAGAAGAGCUGGUGUUUUCUGCUCAGGUACUGUCUCCCACUGUCUCCUCCUCUCAGGGCUUCCCGAUGAAUACUACAACUAUCACAGCCAUGGGAACAACACCUCACCACAAAGACCACCACAGGGCAGAGCCCCUUCCCACGUCUGCUCAAGCCAUGUCCCACACCAUCAGCCUGGUGGAGGAAGCCCCUUCCACCGGGAAAGAGAAAGAGAGUGGCCCUCGCAUCGGCGAAAAGGAAACUUACCAUUUGUACAACAAGAGUGCUUUGUACUCAGGACAGUCUCGCCCCAAGGGGAAAAUAUUCCAGGUUUUCAAAGGCAACUUCUCAGAGUCGACAGAGCCUUACCUAAAGACGACCCUGCACUCUCCCUUCCCUACCCUGAGGAGCCCUUUCACAGACCACCCGUUUCAGUCCCAGACCACAGCAUCCAGUGAUCCAAAUGGAGUGGGGCUGGCAAGAACUACACACUCAGACCCUUCUCCCCACCACACCUCGGGAAGCCGUAGGGAAGCAGAGCGAGGGGAUGGGACUGAGGCAGUAGUACAGGAGGCAGAUUUUGCCACCACAACUGCUGGACCAUCAACUGAUCCUGAAGCAGUGUCGGUGCCUUUUAAACCCACACGCUAUGGCGUGUGGGAUAUGCUGAGCAAAAACAACUCUUGGGUAACCUUGAAUCUCAGUACAAAUGUCCCUUUGUUUGCUGGCUCUGGAUCUGCUACAGCAGCAGCUGGUCACUCAGUUCAGACCAGUUUUGACGUCAGUAUCUCGUCCCCAGCAGUGGGAGACCUGGAGGGACUCACUCCAACGCAGCACGGCGCGGUGACCAAUGCCAUGGCACCAGGCAGUGCUCUCUCCUCAGUGCCUGCCACGAGGCUGUCCAGCUCUACUUCCACAGCUGGCUCCACUGCCACUGGGAACUUCCUGAAUAGACUGGUUCCUGCCGGGACCUGGAAACCAGGUGUGCAAGGAAACAUCUCCCAUGUCACUGAGGGGGACAAGCCCCAGCACAGAGCAACCAUCUGUCUCAGCAAGAUGGACAUUGCCUGGAUCAUUCUGGCUAUCAGCGUCCCUAUAUCCUCAUGUUCAGUUCUGCUGACAGUCUGCUGCAUGAGAAGGAAGAAGAAGACAUCUAACCCAGAGAACAAUCUGAGCUAUUGGAAUAACGCUAUUACCAUGGACUACUUCAACAGGCAUGCUGUAGAGUUACCAAGAGAGAUCCAGUCACUGGAGACUUCAGAGGACCACCUGUCCGAGCCGCGCUCUCCAGCCAAUGGCGACUAUCGCGACAGCGGGAUGGUCCUGGUGAACCCCUUCUGUCAGGAAACGCUGUUCGUGGGACAUGAGCAAGUCUCCGAAAUAUGA